This is a messenger RNA of Drosophila subobscura, 1255 nucleotides long. It is a transcript of the gene Dera, whose product is annotated as deoxyribose-phosphate aldolase. Gene Ontology annotation, biological process: deoxyribonucleotide catabolic process; carbohydrate catabolic process. The transcript is spliced from 3 exons. The coding region runs from base 105 to 1157 and encodes 350 amino acids. The record is from RefSeq and is a predicted model, not a curated record. NCBI's taxonomy places the organism in Eukaryota, Metazoa, Arthropoda, Insecta, Diptera, Drosophilidae. Gene Ontology annotation, molecular function: deoxyribose-phosphate aldolase activity. Gene Ontology annotation, cellular component: cytoplasm.
UCAGCUGUUUCGCAUGAUAAGAAAAGGUCAAGAGUCGCUAUUGUCGGUCUCUUACAAAAAGCGUGGACGUUUCGCUAUAUGAUCACAUCCCAAAACUCAUCACAAUGGACGUUAAAGAGUUUGAAGUAAACAAAACCCUUCCUUAUGACCCCUCCCUGCUCGCGGUCAACAUUUCGCUGCGACAGAUUGAGGAGAUUGCCAUGACGGUGUCUCAGCGCAGCCAAGUGAGUGGCGUGAAUGAAAUUGCCUGGGCCUUGAGGGCCCUGAUGCUGACGGAUCUAACUACUCUGGCUGGAGAUGAUACGGCUGCCAAUGUUCGCAGGCUGUGCCUGCGUGCCUGCUACCCCUUCGAGCCACAAUUCUUUGAUAAAUUCUUCGAGCGGGCUCUGCACUCUGAGAUUCACACUGCCGCCGUCUGUGUGUACCCUGCCAGGGUGAAGGAUGCGUACCAGGCACUGCAGCAGUUCGACAAACUGGAAAAGGUGGCCAUUGCAGCUGUAGCCACUGGCUUUCCCACUGGCCAGUACGGAUUGCAGACGCGCUUGCAAGAGAUUAGCCAUGCCAUUCUGGCUGGAGCAACCGAAAUUGAUAUCGUGAUCAACCGGCAGCUGGCUUUGGUCGGCGACUGGGAGGCCCUCUACAAUGAGGUGGUGCUGAUGCGCAGUGCCUGCGGCCAGCGCGCACACUUGAAGACCAUUCUGGCCAUUGGAGAACUCGGCACAAUGGAGAAUGUCUACAAAGCGGCCAUGGUAUGCAUGCUGGCUGGAGCGGACUUUAUCAAAACAUCCACAGGAAAGGAGGCGGUGAAUGCCACGCUCCCAGUUGGUUUGGUUAUGAUAUUCGCCAUACAGGAGUUUAAGCGUCGCACCUGCCAGAUUGUCGGUCUGAAGCCCGCUGGCGGAGUCCGCACUGUUCGUGAUGCCAUCGCCUGGAUGACGCUGGUGAACGAGACCCUCGGGAUGCGCUGGCUGCGUCCUGAACGUUUCCGUUUCGGUGCAUCUGGUCUGCUGGACGACAUUGAGAGGGUAGUGCGCGAAGGCGUGGCCAAGCUAGAGGCUGAAGAGGCCGACAAAUCCAAGCAAGGUGGACCGGGAGUGGAGCAAAAUGCCGUGGAAAGCCUGUGCAACGAUCUGCGCAAGAUAAAGGAGGAGAAGUAGACAAAACUUUGCUCUAGCCAUUCAUACUUCUCCCAUGGAGUUGAUACUGCAUUUAUAACUGCAUUUUUAUACCGUGACAAAAUUUAAAAAAAUGAACA